This is a messenger RNA of Colletotrichum spaethianum, 198 nucleotides long. RefSeq lists its product as uncharacterized. NCBI's taxonomy places the organism in Eukaryota, Fungi, Ascomycota, Sordariomycetes, Glomerellales, Glomerellaceae. The transcript is spliced from 2 exons. Bases 1 to 198 code for a protein of 65 amino acids. The record is from RefSeq and is a predicted model, not a curated record.
AUGACCGUCAGACAAGAUGAGGCCAAGUUUGCGGAGUGGGCCAGAGCGGAAGACAAGUGCAUGUCAAUCCGGCGGCAAUAUCAGCUUGAGAAGCAAGACAAGAUGGAGAUCCUGGAUCAGAUCUCCAAGUCCAACGCAAAGAGCAAGACCUGUGACGCGGAGACGAUUGGAAGUGAUGUAGUCAUAAUGGAGUCGUGA